Messenger RNA from Cuscuta europaea, 1584 nucleotides. Lineage: Eukaryota; Viridiplantae; Streptophyta; Magnoliopsida; Solanales; Convolvulaceae. The record is from the annotation of a GenBank genome assembly.
UGGUGAGGGUGGAGGUGCGAGAUUACGACGCCAAGAGAGAUGCCAAGGCGGUGGAAGAGGUGGAGCGGGUGUGCGAAGUCGGCAGCGCCGCCGGGAAACUCGCCAUCUUCACCGACCUGAUGGGUGACCCGUUGUGCCGAGUCCGGAACUCCCCUGCUUUUCAUAUGCUUGUUGCAGAGGCGGUGGAGAUUACCAUGGACGGAAAACAAACCAGAGAGAUGGUCGGGAUGAUCCGUGGUUGCAUCAAGACUGUUUCUUGCGGGAAGAAGCUUUCAAGAAAUAGUAAUAAUAUGAAAAACAACAAUAAUAGUCAUCUCCCUGUUUACGCCAAAGUCGCCUACAUCUUGGGCCUUCGCGUCUCUCCUUCUCACAGGAGGAUGGGUAUUGGACUGAAACUGGUUAAGAAACUGGAGGGGUGGUUUAUGGAGAAUGGUGCUGAAUAUUCUUACAUGGCCUCUGAAAAUGACAACAAAGCUUCUAUCAACCUCUUCACUCAUAAAUGCGGUUACUCACUCUUUAGACGGCCUUCUAUACUGGUCCAACCCGUUUUUGCCCACCGGGUCCGGGUCUCCGAUAUGGUCACCAUCAUAAAGCUCAGCCCCGGCGACGCGGAGGUUUUAUACCGCCGGCGUUUCUCGACCACCGAGUUCUUCCCGCGCGACAUCGACUCCAUUCUGAGGAACAGGCUGAAUCUUGGAACCUUCCUCGCCGUACCGAAGGGCCGUUACACCGCCGAGUCAUGGCCGGGCUCCUACGAGUUCCUGGCGGACCCGCCCGAGUCGUGGGGCGUGUUGAGCGUAUGGAACUCGAUGGACGUGUUCAAGCUGGAAGUCCGGGGAGCGUCCAAGAAGCUAUUGGGCUUCGCGAAGACGACGCGUUUACUGGACCGGGCCUUUCCCUGGCUGCACCUGCCGUCUGUCCCGGAGGUUUUCAGGCCGUUUGGUCUGCAUUUUCUGUAUGGGCUCGGCGGGGAAGGCCCGUUGGGUGUGAAGUACAUAAAGGAGCUCUGCGGGCUGGCCCACAACCUGGCGAAGGAGAGAGGGUGUGGGGUGGUGGCGACGGAGGUGGCGAACGGCGACCGGCUCAGUUUAGGGAUCCCACACUGGAAGAAGCUAUCGUGCGCCAACGAUUUGUGGUGCAUAAAACGGCUGGGGGAAGAGUCCAGUGACGUGGCGGCCGGUGAUUGGACGAAGUCCCAACCUGGUCUCUCCAUUUUUGUUGAUCCUAGGGAAGUCUAGAUGAUUUGGUGGCCCAGCCCAUACUACUAGUAAUAGAAUCUAAUUUAGUUUUAGGAGUUCUUAAUUACAAAAAUUAAAGAAAAAAACAGUGAACCAACAAAGAAAGGUUGUCCUUUUUCCUUGUAGAUCUUCUCUUAUUAUUAUGACCUUUUUCGUGCACUUCUUUCUAUGGCUUAUUAUAUUGACGUUCCUCUUUAUGUUGAGCUAUAAGUUUCUCUACUUGGGAGGAUUAUUUAAAUCAAUCCAUCCAGAUUUUGCUGAGGAUUAUUUCUAUCUAUUCCAUGUAUAGCGCCGCCAGGGAAUAGUUUAUUGAAAUGGUUCAUAAAUAAAUUAAGUUUCAUACGGA